AUGAACGCCCAAGUUUCUCUCCUGAAAGGUUCCUACAACCUCAUCUACUUCCCCCACGAGCUCUACCCCUACCUCGUCCAGCCCAUCAUCCGCACCCUCAUCCCACAGACGCAGGACCUGCACAUCGCCUCCCACGCGCCCGAGCACGAGCUCGACGGCCUCACCCCCGACCAGCAGCACCGCUUCCUCAACAUCUCCAUCACGCCCAUCGAGUGCUCCCUCGUCGUGCACGCCUCCUGGGCGCGCGCCGUCUUCCUCCCCGCCAUCGCCCGCCUUCCCGCCCCGCUCGCCGCCCAGGUCCGCGUCUCCGCCGACACCUACAUGAUCCUGUGCGUCAUCGCCGCCGGCCUCGACCCGGCCGGCCGCGUCAUGCAGCUCUCCUCGCCGCUCGCCCUCGCCGGCAUCCCCAUCUUCUUCCUCACCACCUACUACGCCGACUUCAUCCUGGCACCCACCCGCGAGCGCGCCCGCGUCGUCGACGCCCUCGGCGCCUCGGGCUUCGACUGCCUCGAGGACGGCCGCUUCUUCAACCACGCCGCGUACAAGCGCGGCCACGUGCGCUUCGCCGCGCCGGGCGCGCCGCCGGAGGUGGUGGCGGAGCUGCGACGACGCACGUUUGAGCUGCUCAAGAAGCGCCAGGUCGCGCCGUUCGUGGAUCCUAGCCUGGAGCUGCUCCUCGCCGGCGGGCGCGACGUCGCGCAGCUGCCCGGCGCCUUUGCCAACUACUACGGCCUCCCGCCCUCCCGACGCGGCAGCGGCAGCGGCAGCGGCGGAGGUGGCGGGUCGCCCACAACUACCGAUGGACGGCGGCGCGGCGCGGUGUGGGCGGACGGCGUGGACCCCCGGCUGUUCAACUGCAUCGUGUCGGCGCUCGUCUCGCAGCCGCGGUUCCUGUCUGUGACGCUGGCCGAGGACGACCCGCCGUCGGUGCUGAUGGACCGCCACCUGCUGCCGCUCUUUGGCGACUCGGUCGUCGGCGACUUCAACACGACGCUGGUGCCCAUCUUCCUCAACCUCGAGAACCUGCCCUCCGAGGUGACGGGCGUCGUCUCGGGCGUCGCCGGCACGCUCGUCCAGGAGAUGAAGGUCUGCAACAUGCUCGAGAUGUCGUACCUGUCGACGGCCCGCGCCAGCGCCGUCGUCCUGCCGCAGGAGCAGGCGGAGCGUGCGCUGGCGAUCCUGGAUAAGUGCAUGGAGAUGGCCGAGCUGGUGCCGUGA
Molecule: messenger RNA, 1218 nt
Organism: Cordyceps fumosorosea ARSEF 2679
Lineage: Eukaryota; Fungi; Ascomycota; Sordariomycetes; Hypocreales; Cordycipitaceae
Exons: 2
Coding region: 1-1218 (405 amino acids)
Biological process (GO): cellular response to L-arginine; regulation of intracellular signal transduction
Cellular component (GO): cytosol
Source: RefSeq, a predicted model, not a curated record